AUGGCUAUGAUAUUUUACCAUUACAACAACUUCGAAGAUUUUUAUUCAUUUCCAACCGAAGAUCAUUUUGUUUUAGUUUCAAAUUCCACCAGCAACUACCGUAAUAAUAGUGAUCUUGGAUUUGACAAAAGGGUUUUAAAGAAAUCGAUUUCAAGUUCCAAUAAUUCAGGGGUUUUACGGGCUUCGAACUCUACCCUAUGCAAGUGUAAUUCCAAGGCUGGAGAACCACAUGCAACGUCCAACUGUGUUUCUCCUAUCACACCACCAAUUAAAUGGUGUAUAUGGAAGAAGCCAGAAUCAGGGUGUAUAAAAUUAAAUACUGAUGGAUCAAUAGUUCGGGGAUAUUCAGGUUUUGGUGGUUUACUUCGAGACCACCAGGGUAAGCCAUUGUGUGGUUUCGUCACAAGAUCUUUCCAGGAUAAUAUUUUCUUGGUUGAACUGUUGGCCGUAUGGAGAGGUAUUAUGCUUGCUUUAGAUUUAGGAGUUAGUGUAAUUUGGAUUGAAUCCGAUUCACUAAGUGUUGUUAAAACCCUUAACCGAGAGCAAUCAUAUGAUCCGAAGAUUGAUAGGUACUUGGGAGAAAUUUGGAAUCUGCUAACUAUGUUUGAAGACUACCGCGUGACACAUACCUGGCGCGAAGCUAAUAAAGCAGCAGAUUAUCUUUCAAGGAAGCGUAUAGACGAAGAUGAAGUAGUGUUGUGGCCGAUUGAUUUCCCUAAUGUCCUUCACAAUAUUAUCAAGGAUGAUGCACAAAGAAAGAUUUACUUUAGGCCUUAA
Hibiscus syriacus is the source of this 777-nucleotide messenger RNA. RefSeq lists its product as uncharacterized. The record is from RefSeq and is a predicted model, not a curated record. The transcript has a single exon. Bases 1 to 777 code for a protein of 258 amino acids. Lineage: Eukaryota; Viridiplantae; Streptophyta; Magnoliopsida; Malvales; Malvaceae. Gene Ontology annotation, molecular function: nucleic acid binding; RNA-DNA hybrid ribonuclease activity.